AUGACCACAGAAGAUACUGGUCCUGCCACUGAUGACUUUCACGUCGCCAAUUCAUGCUCAUGUCUCGAUGACUCCAUUGUUCGGCGACGGCGACAGGGCGAAUAUUUCCCCGGCCGUCGGUGUGGUUUCUGCGAUCCGAUGGGCUGGACCCGUCAACCCCAUCGCCGUGCUCUGACGCUGACUACACUCCUGACAUCGAGUCAGACGGCCAAAAGCCACAAGAUCAACAUCAUCAACACAGCCAACGCCAUCAUCAACAUCACGGGGACCACAAACCAGACCACUCGCACAUUACUAGUCGCGGAACCCCGGCACGACACUCGCGUCGUGAACGGUCUGAGUAUCGUUCGUGGGAUCGGGCGAGUGAUCAGCCGACGGUGGGAAAGACGGGCUCGAAGAGUCGUGCGAGUUCACGGCACUGAAGCUAUCUUCUGA
Molecule: messenger RNA, 435 nt
Organism: Penicillium lagena
Lineage: Eukaryota; Fungi; Ascomycota; Eurotiomycetes; Eurotiales; Aspergillaceae
Exons: 2
Coding region: 1-435 (144 amino acids)
Source: RefSeq, a predicted model, not a curated record